AUGCGGCCUGCUGUCAUUCCCCGCCUUUCCAGACACAUCCGUAACUGGAAGUACGAAGUUUAUCCAAUCGGAGAGACGCCUUGCUUUAUUGACACGCCCUCUUUCGCCUUCAAGGCCAAUCAUCGCUUUGGAACGCGGUUGCUCUUCGUGACUCCCAUCUCCAACACUACUCUGUCAUUCUGUGGCACUGAUAACUCCUCAGCGUAUAAGGUUGAUAAUGGCCUUCUUAAUAAUGGCUGCUUUUUGGAUGCACUAGGUGUUGUCCCUCAUGUUUUUCUACUUUUCAGCACCUUUCCUAUCCUCUUUAUUGGCUGGGGGAGUCAGAGCUCAAAGGUUCACAUUCACCACAGCACGUGGCUUCACUUCCCGGGCCAUGAGAUUCGCUGGCUACUAACCACUGUUCUACUCUUUGUGCUGGUGUGUGAGAUUGCUGAGGGAAUCGUCUCAGAUGGGUUUAAUCAGUCCCGUCAUCUCCACCUCUACAUGCCAGCAGGGCUCGGAAUGCUUGCUGCAAUAACCUCAAUCGUCUAUUACCAUAAUAUUGAGACCUCCAACUUCCCCAAGCUGCUUAUAGCAUUGCUGAUAUACUGGACUUUGGCCUUUAUCACCAAAACCAUCAAGUUUGUGAAGUAUGAUGGUCAUGGAAUCGGCCUGAGUGAGCUGCGCUUCUGCAUCACAGGAAUGUUGGCGCUCAUCUAUGGCCUGCUACUGGGUGUAGAGUUCAAUGUAAUACUGCGGAGGCGCUACAUGUGGUUUAAACAUCCCACAGAGGUGAAGCCUCCUGAUGAUCUCCAGGAUUUGGGCGUUCGGUUCCAGCAGCCUUUCGUGAACCUGCUGUCUAAGAGCACAUACUGGUGGAUGAACACCUUCAUCACCUCCGCACACAAGCGUCCAAUCGACUUGAAAACCAUUGGCAAGCUGCCUAUAUCCAUGAGGGCUCUUACCAACUACCAAAGGCUCCGCAAAGCCUUCAAUUCACAAAUGGAGAAGGGCCCUGUGCCUCUGAAAGGGCCGAGGUGGAUCUGGCGUGCUUUGCGUCAGGCAUUCAGCAGACCUCUGGUGCUAAGCAUUACUUUCCGCAUCUUGGCUGAUCUGCUGGGCUUUGCUGGUCCACUCUGCAUCUCUGGGAUUGUUCAUCAUAUCAGCAGUGACAACCACACCUCUCUGCCUCCGGUGAAGCUGCUUGGAGUGCACUUCAUUUCCUCUGAAGCGUUCUUAGCAAAUGCAUAUGUUCUUGCUGUGCUGCUCUUCCUGGCCCUGCUGCUACAGAGAACCUUCCUACAGGCGUCUUACUAUGUCGCCAUAGAGACUGGAAUAAAGCUCAGAGGGGCCAUACAGACUAAAAUUUACAAUAAGAUUAUGCGUCUGUGUACCUCUAACAUGUCUAUGGGUGACAUGACCACUGCCCAGAUCUGCAGUCUGGUGGCCCGGGAUACCAACCACCUCAUGUGGUUCUUUUUUCUCUGUCCCAAUCUCUGGGCCAUGCCGGUUCAGAUUGUCAUUGGCGUAAUUCUCCUGUACUACCUGUUGGGAGUGAGCGCUCUGAUUGGUGCGACCGUCAUCACUGUUUUGGCCCCCCUGCAGUAUUUUGUAGCCACUCGACUCUCACGUGCUCAGAAGAGCACUCUGGAAUACACUAGUGAGAGACUGAAGAAAACCAAUGAGCUGCUGAGGGGAAUCAAGAUCCUGAAGCUGUACGCAUGGGAGCAUAUCUUCAGAUCCAGUGUGGAGGACACUCGCAGAAAAGAGCUGACCAACCUCCGAACAUUUGCACUCUACACUUCCCUCUCCAUUUUCAUGAAUGCUGCCAUCCCAAUUGCUGCUGUUCUCACAAUAUUUGUGGUUCAUGUGCACAUGCACAGUGCCACAGACUUCGAUCUGUCCCCCGCUGUGGCCUUCGGCUCUCUCUCACUCUGCCACAUCCUGGUUACGCCCCUCUUCCUGCUCUCCAGUGUCUUACACUCCACUGUCAAAGCUCUUGUAAGUGUGCAGAAAUUGAGUGAAUUCCUUAGUAGUGCAGAAAUUGAAACUGAUAAGGAGCCUAUAGUCCAAACCCCAGAAAACAACCAUGGCGACAUUAAGUCUGUCUAUGCAUUACAGCUUCAGGCCAAGCUGGUGAAUCGUAAGUACAAAGCCAAACAGGAUGUUAACAGGAACUUUCAGCAGCAAGAACAGGAACUGAUGGAUUCAGUUUCCCAGGAGGGGGAAGUCUGUAUUAAGAUUGUUAAUGGCUACUUCACAUGGACACAGGGAUGCCCAACUUUAACCAAUAUCGACAUAAAGGUUCCAUUCGGUCAGCUGACGAUGAUCGUAGGGCAGGUAGGAAGUGGGAAAUCCUCUCUUUUGCUGGCUGCGCUGGGAGAGAUGCAAAAGGUUUCCGGAAAUUUAACAUGGAACAGUUUACCCAACAGUGAUUCAGAAGAUAAUGUGAGAUCACAUUAUUUGAGUGGAAGACAUUCACCCACGAAGAGAGGUUCAGUAGCCUAUGCUUCUCAGAGGCCUUGGCUCUUAAACGCCACAGUUGAGGAAAACAUCCUGUUUGACAUGGCCCCCAAUGUGAAGAGGUAUAAAGAAGUGAUUGAGAUCUGCCAGCUACAACCAGAUAUUGAUACACUACCUCAAGGUGAUCAAACAGUGAUUGGAGAAAGGGGAAUCAUUCUUUCUGGAGGCCAGCGUCAGCGAAUCAGCAUAGCUCGAGUCCUUUAUCAGCGGACCAAUGUGGUCUUCCUGGAUGACCCAUUUUCAUCUCUUGACAUUCACCUCAGUGAUCACCUCAUGCAUGAAGGAAUUGUCAAGUUCCUUCGACAGGAAAAGAGGACUGUUGUCUUGGUUACUCACAAACUGCAGUACUUACCUCAUGCAGACUGGAUAAUAUCAAUGCGAGAUGGGACAGUGCAGACUCAAGGGACAUUAAAGGACAUCCAGUGUGCUGAACCUGAUUUGUUUGAACAGUGGAGAACCCUAAUGAACAGACAGAACAAGGAAAACAGUACUGAAUUGAAGAGAAAGAGUUUCAGGAGGGCCAUGUACUCUAGAGAUACCCUGGCCACAGAAGAUGAGGAUGAAGACAGCUCAACCACUACAGAUGAAGAAAGCCUCAGGGCGGAGCUGCGUUACAGGACCACCAUUCCCUGGAGUUUGUUUGCAACAUACCUGAGAGCUGCAGGCCUGUUGCUGAUUCCUCUACUCGUUCUCUCUCAGAUCACUAAACACACCCUCAUGGUUGCCAUAGACUUCUGGCUCGCUCAUUGGACAUCACACGUCAUAGAAGCACAGAUCGAAAGUGCUGAGAGGAACUGUACCAUAACACAGGACUGUGAGUUCAGUCACUCAUCAUAUCUACAGGUGUUCUGUGUAUUGUGUGGUUUGGGUAUAGUGCUGUGUCUGGUCACUUCUCUGGCUGUGGAGUGGACAGGCUUACGGGUGGCCAAAGAACUUCACUGCAGCCUUCUCCGCAUCAUUGUACUCGCACCCAUGAGGUUGUUUGAGACGACUCCACUGGGGAACAUUCUAAACAGAUUCUCAACCGAUACCAACACAAUUGACCAGCAUAUUCCAGUGACCAUGGAGUGUUUGAGUCGCUCCACUCUGUUGUGUGUGUCUGCUUUGGGCGUCAUCUCUUACGUCACACCCGUCUUUCUCAUCGCUCUGCUCCCAUUGGCUACCGCCUGUUACUUCAUACAGAAGUAUUUCAGGGUAGCAUCCAGAGACUUGCAGCAGUUGGAGGACAGCACUGAGAUGCCUCUACUGUCCCAUUUCUCACAGACCAUAGAGGGACUGACCACUAUCAGAGCUUUCAGGCAUGAGCAGAGGUUUAAGAAGAAAUUGCUAGAAUACACAGAUGCAAAUAAUAUCUCCUCCCUCUUCCUCAUGUCAGCCAAUCGCUGGCUGGAGGUUCGCAUGGAGUACAUUGGGGCUUUUGUGGUGCUCAUAGCUGCUGUUGCCUCUAUAACUAAUGCUUUAUACUAUCAGCUUUCAGCAGGACUGGUGGGUCUGGGGCUCACCUAUGCCCUCAUGGUGUCAAACUACCUCAAUUGGAUUGUGCGUAAUCUGGCAGAUAUGGAGGUGCAGCUGGGCUGCGUGAAGAGAGUCAGCAGUCUGAUACACACAGAGCCAGAGAGCUACGACGGACUCAUUACUCCUGCUCAGGUUCCUGCAGGGUGGCCAAAAUAUGGUGAGAUCCAGAUCAAGAACUUGAGUGUGCGCUACGACAGCAGCUUGAAACCUGUACUAAAACAUGUCAAUGCCCACAUCAAACCAGGACAAAAGGUGGGAAUAUGCGGAAGGACAGGAAGUGGAAAGUCGUCGUUUUCUUUGGCCCUCUUCAGAAUGGUGGACACAUUCGAGGGGCAAAUUAUCAUAGAUGGCAUUGAUAUUUCCAAGCUGCCUCUGCAGACGCUACGAUCAAAGUUUUCCAUCAUUCUACAAGAUCCUAUUUUAUUCAGUGGAACGAUUCGGUUUAAUAUAGAUCCAGAGAGAAAGGCUACAGAUCAAAUGCUCUGGGAGGCUCUUGAAAUUGCUCAGCUAAUGCCAGUCGUUAAAGCUCUACCUGGUGGCCUAAAUGCCAUGGUUACAGAGGGAGGAGAGAACUUCAGUCAGGGCCAGAGACAGCUCUUCUGUCUGGCUCGAGCGUUUGUGAGGAAGAGCAGCAUUCUUAUUAUGGAUGAAGCAACAGCGUCAAUUGACAUGGCCACAGAGAGUAUUCUGCAGAAAGUUGUCAUGACUGCAUUUGCCGAUCGAACAGUGGUCACAAUAGCACAUCGGGUUCACACCAUCCUGGGUUCAGACGUGGUGAUUGUGAUGAAGCACGGGGCCAUUUUAGAGUAUGAUGAACCUGAUGUCCUACUGGAGCAGAAGGAAAGUGUUUUCUCUGCAUUUGUCCGAGCAGACAAAUGACAGCGAUGAUGUUUGGAUAGAUAAUUUGGAUUGUGUAUGUUUUGUAUGGCUCGUAUAAUAUUUGUA
Messenger RNA from Xyrauchen texanus (razorback sucker), 4962 nucleotides. It is a transcript of the gene abcc8b, whose product is annotated as ATP-binding cassette, sub-family C (CFTR/MRP), member 8b. NCBI's taxonomy places the organism in Eukaryota, Metazoa, Chordata, Actinopteri, Cypriniformes, Catostomidae. Gene Ontology annotation, cellular component: membrane. The coding region runs from base 1 to 4896 and encodes 1631 amino acids. Gene Ontology annotation, biological process: potassium ion transport; transmembrane transport. The record is from RefSeq and is a predicted model, not a curated record. The transcript has 41 exons. Gene Ontology annotation, molecular function: sulfonylurea receptor activity; ABC-type transporter activity; ATP binding.